Messenger RNA from Ochotona princeps (American pika), 2509 nucleotides. It is a transcript of the gene IL7, whose product is annotated as interleukin 7. Bases 768 to 1304 code for a protein of 178 amino acids. Gene Ontology annotation, biological process: immune response. Lineage: Eukaryota; Metazoa; Chordata; Mammalia; Lagomorpha; Ochotonidae. The record is from RefSeq and is a predicted model, not a curated record. Gene Ontology annotation, cellular component: extracellular region. Gene Ontology annotation, molecular function: interleukin-7 receptor binding; growth factor activity. The transcript is spliced from 6 exons.
CAUAGGGCUGCACCUGAGCAGGUGCAUGUACGAAAGACAGAACAGAAAGAGACUGAUUAGAGAGGUUAGAGGGACAAAGGGCGUGACCCUCUUAAUCAUUCUUCACUUCCUUUUUUUUUUUUUUUAACAAGACGACUUGGCAACGUCCACCACAUCCGCAGCAGAAGCUGCAACGCCUCCUCGGUGGCGUCCACUUGGACACUCUGCACAUUCGUGACUUCCGUGGAUCUAUUAGCAACUGACAGCCUUAGCUCCCAGUCGCCCAGAGUUGCCAAUGCUGUUAGGAGUCCUCUGGAAAGUCUUUUGCCCCGGAUCGCUUUGAUUGAGAAGGCUGGCUAGUUUCUCCGGAGGUACUUGAGAAAUUCGUGUUCUUCUCUAGUGCUAGUCCAGGUGCAUAGAAAGCCGUGAAGAGAGACGCAGGUGCCUAGGAGAGGGGAAAUGGUGACGGCUCACCUGGAAUAAACCCAGCGAUUUUGAACCUGCAGACUAAGCGCAAACUAGAAACUGAAAGUACACUGCCGAUUGAUCCUACGGAAGUUAUGGAAAUGGCAAAGCACAGAGCUGGGCUGUGGUGUGUGCCGCCCCCUCGGGAUGGAUGAAACAACAGGCGCGGCGAGGGUGAGCAACCAGCCUCAGAUACUGCCCUACCCGGCACCGACUCGCGGGAACUCCGCGGAAGACCAGGGUCCUGGGCGUGAUUAUGGGCGGUGAGAGCUUGCUCCUGCUGCAGUUGCGGUCAUCAUGACUACGCCCGCCUCCCGCAGACCAUGUUCCAUGUUUCUUUUAGGUAUAUCUUUGGAAUUCCUCCUUUGAUCCUUGUUCUGUUGCCAGUGACAUCACCUAAUUGUGAUAUAGAAAAAAUUAAAGGCGGCCAAGUAUAUGAAAAUGUUCUGUUAAUCAGCAUCAAUGAAUUGGGUUUGGCAGAAGACCUUGCACAUUGGCCUUUAGACAGAAUGAUAGAAAUUGGUAGCAAUUGCCUGAAUAAUGAAUCUAACUUUUUUAAAAAACAUUCAUGUGAUGAUAAUAAGGAAGCUGCUUUUCUAGAACGUGCUGCUCGUAAGUUGGAUCAAUUUCACAACAUGAGUAUCUCGGAUCAAGCUCAUAAUACCAGUAUCAAUGAGGAUUUCCAAAACCACUUAAAAAUAGUAUCAAAAGGCACAUUAACUGUGGUGAACUGCCCUGGUAAGGAAGAAAAGAAAUCUUCAAAGGAUCAGAAAAAGAAUAACCGGUGUUUCCUAAAGAAAUUACUACAAAAGAUAAAAACUUGUUGGAACAAAAUUUUGAGGGGAAUUAAAGAAAACUGAAAAAUGUGGAGUGGCAGUAUAGAAAAAAUUAAGCUGUAGUGCAUCCUCCAAGAAUAUAUCCACUUAUACAAUUUUAGGGAGGGAAGAAUACCUCUUAGAAGUUACUGAAUACAUUCAAGCAUAAAAGGAUUACAGCACUUGAAAGACUGAUAUUAUACAAGAAGAUGGACGUAGCAAUGGAAACUGAAUGCUUCACUCAAAGUAUUUCAUAUGCAUGCUGACAUAUUUCAAUCACAUUAAUUCUGCGUUGAUUUUAUAAGAUAAUCUAUGUUAGGUAUCAGUUGCAAAAAUUCUUUUUAAACCUGUUUAAAUAACUCAGGAGAAGAUAUCAAAUCUAGCAAGAGUAUAAAAAAGCUACAAGGAUUCAAAAUCAACACUGCUUUAUACUCAAAAUAAGGUUACACUGCAUUAGUAUGGUAUAUUUAGGAUGGAUAUUGUCAUCUGUGCUGGAGAUGUUUUAGGGUUAAUACUUAUAUAUGAAUAAUGUCCAUGAGAACAAGAAAGCCAUAUACCUUUAACAAGCAGCAACAUAAAGAAGUUCAAGACAAUUAGCAGACAUAACAAGAGAUGUAAUCAAACAUGCGUGUAUAAUACGAGUCCCUUCAAGAAGUGAUAUAUCAAAUAUUUUUGUGUGGAAAUAAAAGAUGAUUGCAACAAAAGUAGAAAUUCACCUCAUCCAAGGAUGCUAUAUGUUAGUAUUGAGUAACUUUUGUCAUUUAUGUAUAAUAAAACUUGUCUAAGUGAGUUUUGAUUAAUGAGUCUGGAAAGUAUAUUUUUAAGAGAAUAAUAUAUGUUGAACUCUUAAUCUGUGGAAUGUAUAUAUUUAACACUAUGUAUAUAAAAUAUUUUCGUAUAGUAAUUAGAAAUACUUUGGAUACCAUUUCUCUAUUGAUAAUAAAUUUUAUAUGUAUUAAUACUGUCAGAUUCAGUGAAUGAAGCAUAACAGGAUUAAAAAUGUUUUAGCUUUUAAUAGGUUCAAUACAGUUCUGAGAAUAUGAUGCUGUUGCCUUUCACCCUUACUCCUUACACAACAGUAUUUGUGAUAACCUACCACUCCUUGUUCUUUCAUAUUCACUGAGUAUAUGACUUUAGUACCUGAUUAUUGAGAAUCAAUGUGGGAUCAGGAUGUCAAAACUACAUAAGGCUGGGAACACUGCUUUCUAAAUUAAAUACGAGUCUUUCAUAAGGAAUUUUGCAUGUACUUG